AGUGUGACAUUUCUAAUUUUAGAGAAAAUAUGACAUUUAGAACGCGUUUCAGAAUACCAUUUAAUCAUCUAAAUCUAAGUUGAAUAACUUAGCAACGUCAAUUUUAAAUUUAGAGAUAGAGUGUCAUUACAGAAUACCAAAUUGAAUUUGACAAUUCUAUAUCUAAUUUUAGUUAGUUUUAGAUAUAAGUUGGCACGCCAGAAUUGGGCCCACUGUUGUCAAAUUUAAGUUUAGGUUUAGAGAAUCAUGUCUGAAUCGACACCAAUGUCUUAUUAAUUUAGUAAAAUAGCAAUUUGUAUAUAGCAGCUCAUAUAUUAUAACAAUUUCGACUCAGGAACUAUAAAAAUUCGUGACCUUUUGGUAUUGCUUCGGAUAAGCAGCUGGUUGUCAGUCGCUGUUUAUACAUUAUUUUAUUUUUUACACCAUGUUAUAAAAGGUUAUUAUUUGUGUAAAGCUGUUCGUAUGUUUUAACAAUUUCGAAUCGGGAACUGUAAAAAAUAUAAGACCUUUUGGUCGUUGAGUCGGAUAAACAAGGAUACACUAAUUUUAGGUUUAGAGAGUUCGUUCCAGAAUCGACACCAAAUUAUAGGUGUAGUAGAAUAGAUUAGCGUUAUGUAAUAUAUUUAGAUUAGUUUGUAAAAAUAAAUAUAAUACAGUUUUAAGCAUUUCUCUGCUGCAUGUAUAAAUCUAAAGACUAUUUUACUAAAAAAAUCCACGCGGUCCAGGCAUAACUACAUAGGUUAAAAACGGAACGCGGAUCCAUUAGUAAAAAGGCGGUAGCAAAAGCGAUGAGAUCUGGCAACACUGAUCCCGCGUCGGCCAGAGUGCACUCAGAUUCAGAUUCUGAAAACAAGCGCGAGAAAUAAACAGUGUAGUCUAAGCAGGUUGCCUGCUUUUUCUCGCGCUUGUUUUCUGAGUCUGAAUCUGAAUCUGAAUCAGGAGUGCACUCUGGCCGUACCCUUCGACUACACUGUUUAUUUCUCGCGCUUGUUUUCGGAAUCUGAAUCUGAAUCUGAGUGCACUCUGGCCGCACCCGUACCCUAUAUUUCGCUGCAGUUCACGCGACUAUUCGCGUCAAUGUGAACAUGUCCAUACAACUUAAUUGGCGCAAACGGCGCGAGCGAAUCGCGUCGCCUCAAUCUGUACUGUGCUUUAAACAUCAUAGGGUAGAUAGAUGCCUCUGCCGAAAAUAAAUUAGAACCUGGUACUUUUGGAGCAGCUUCAUGCCCUUCUUUCAUGCCCCAAAUAAAUAAGGGUGGUCCACCCCAAUUUUUUUUUACAAUUGUUUUUUUAUGAUUUGGCAGUAAAAAAUAAAUAUUAACUUCAUCAGCCUGAACCCAACUAGACUAGAGCCGUCUAAGUAGCCGCAGUGAACUUUAUUGAAAUUGAGAAAGAGAAAUAUACUUUUAAGUUUGUUUUUUAUCACAAACGUUAAGAUUUGCCUACCUACUUACUUCGUAACAAAGAGUCAUACAAACAAUAUAAUUAUCCUUCAUUGAUGUUUUUGUUCUAACUGAUGGUCUGAAUAAAUGUUACAAAAACUGAAUUAAUAAUUAAAUUGAUUAACACAUGAUCAUGCGUGAGCAUUCAUCACUAUACAAUGAGGGAAUUCUCAUUUACAGAGCGCAAUACCCUUUUGUUAUUUGUAAAACAAUAGUGUUGUAAGAACUAAGACCACAUGCUAAGACGAACUAUGAAGACUAUACUCAAGGUAAGUACAUAUUCUAAUUGCGAUGCAACUUAGUGUAUUAAGUUGUUCAUCUAGUAUACAAUUCAGUCUAUCCGUCUGUUAAGAUCAAGACACUCGCUGUCACGAAUGCCUGGAGUUAUUAAACAGAAUAAUAACUUAAUUAACAUUGCAUACUCAGGUCUCUAAUUCCUUGGAGCCUUGAAAAACUAACUUCUAAGUCAAAUGCAAUCAAAAGAUACAACUUUUGUUGUAAUGCGAUGCCACAUAUUUAGAGAAUCGCAGGGGAAUGAAACACGUUGACUUAUAAUAAUGAAAUUUUACACGAAACAAUGCCAUGUAGCACAGGCACUUAAAAAAUGGAAUAUUUGAAAUAAACAGAUAUUACUAGAAAAAAAAAACACUCAGGAUUUCAGGUGGGAAGGGUCCCGAGUGGAUUUUUUCGAGUAAUGUUUUCUUUAGAUUUAAAAAUUUAACAGUAAAUACAUUAUAAAAUUUGAAAUACUUAGUUACAGAACUGACGUGCGCACUUACGAACAAUAAAGUCAAAAUUAAGUUCACAAAAGUAAUUUCAUUCAGUGGAUCAUACUCGUACUGCAGACCACUUUAAUGUAAAACGUACCUGUUUGCGUGAUCUGCUUGUUUGUACGGAACCCCUAAAUUUAGAGAUCUACAAUAUUUUAAGAAACUAUCGGAGCAUAAUCCGACUCGCAUUUAAUAGUUUCUUUUGGUUCAGAGUUUAUCCUUUUCUCAUUUUAUCAUGAUAUAUGGCAGUCAUAUCAUAUGUUUACAAUAAAUAUGAAUAAAUAAUCUAUUUCAUAAUAGCUAAGCACUUAUGUAAAAUUGUUUUUUUCCGUAUCACUUGGGACUUCCAGUGGAAAUGGAACCAAUGUUUGGAGGUGUUACCUUUAUUUAUUGAUAAGAUUCAAAAUCCUACCGCUUCCAUGUUGGCAUGAUGAUCGGAUGAAGGUCGAUCAGUGUGUUGUUCAGGCCAGUAAAGCAGCGGUUAUAAUACAAGCGAUAACUGGGUUAAUGAUAAACUACGAAAUAUUCACUUAAUGCUAUCGUAAAUAAAAAUGUUAAUGGAAGCUAAACCAAGUUGUCUCAAUACAGACUGGAUUGGUCCCUUCUCUAUUCUGAUGGUAAAUCUAGCUCUAACAAUAAAAAUGUAGCCACUUAAAUUGAAUAAAUUAAGAAAAUAAAACCGGCCAAGUGCGAGUCGGACUCGCGCACCGAGAGGGUUCCGUACAAACCUGUAGAUAUAUUUUAAUAAUAAUUAAAAAAUAUUUUUUAUUAUAUGAUGUAACUAAAAAUUUACGGUUUUCGCAUUUUUUCCUUUAUCUGUACUAUAAGACGUUACUUCAUACCAAAUUUCAAGAUUCUCAGUUCACGGGGUUUGAUUCCCGUGCGAGUUUCGAAAAUUUGUGGAAAUUUGCGGCAUAAACGGCUGUAUCUUUUGAUUGCUUUGGCUUAGAUGUUUGAUUUUUUCACAGCUCCAAGGGACAGUAGACCUGACUAUCAAAUAUGAAUUUCAGUUUGAUACCUCCACGCGUUCCUGAGUAAAACGGUCUUGACAGACGGACGGACAGGAAGUGAUCCUAUAAGGGUUCCGUUUUUUCCUUUUGAGGUACGGAACCCUAAAAAUAACUAGGCAAAUUGUAUCAUAAGAACAUUAAAUAUAAUUCUGUUUAUUUAAUGGCAUUUAUUUAGAUAAUAAAUUAUUCAUGAAUAAAAUACGCUUUCUUAAUAUGCGAUUUCAUUAACUGUGGGUUUACAUUUAUUUAGGGUCAACUGUUGAAUUUUGUUGUUCAUAGUUCCAAAUAAGUAGCAAAAAUUAGAUACACAAUAAGAUGCAUUAAAAAAAAGAAAAUGGUUGCCUUUUUCAGUUCCAUAUCGCUACAUAAUUAACCACAGCCGAAGAUAAGCAAACUGUAAGGCUCCAUAUAAAUGUAAAGAAAGCUAAAUUAUAGCUCACUAUUAAGCGGAUCGCUUCACUAUAGUGUUAAACUAUAGUUUUUUUCAAAUAUACAGUGGCUCGUUUGUAAUGGAAUCUCUUAAUUCAAUCCUCUUUGUGUAUGUCGUGUUAAGUAUAUUCGUAAGUUGCUGUAGAGGAUGGGUGUUCACAGACAUAGACUAUGAUGAUGUGCUACGGUCAAUGGCCCUCGACUACGAUGAAAAUGACUUGGAAAACGCUGUUGAUGAUAUGAUGAAUGCGAAAUUUAGUCUCAUAUAUCCGGGUACGAAGUGGUGCGGUCCUGGCAACGUGGCGGACGACUUCAACGACUUGGGAUCGUCAGCGGAGGCCGACAUGUGCUGUCGAGCUCACGACCAUUGUCCUGACGUCAUACUCGCGGGGGAGACCAAGCACAACCUCACCAACACUGCAUUUUACUCCAGGAUAAGUUGCGAUUGUGACGAAAAGUUCCGGCGGUGUUUGCGGAAAGCGAAUAACAGCGAUUCAGCACGAAUCGGAAACAUCUAUUUCAACGCCCUUGGCACAAAAUGCUUUAGGAAAGACUACCCAAAAAGAGGAUGUAAGAAGAAUGGCGGGUGGCUUGGCAAUAAAUGUAUAAAGUAUGAGUAUGACUACAAUGGAGAGAAAAUCUACCAGUGGUUCGAUGUGCCAAAUUUUUAGAAGUGGUUUCGAUAAGGCCUCUUAGAUGACCUCUACAAAUUUAAUUUAAUUUUUCCGGAAAACUUAAAGUUCCUUGAAAAGUAAGAGUCCUCUGUAAAAAAGGAUCGCACUAUAUAUUUUAAUGUGUUGUUCAACGAUUGAACAACGACAACGAAAGCCUCAAUUUUUAUAUGACUGUUAUGUUAAAUAAAUGCUGUAUGAUGUGUGUAAAAAUAUAUACAAUAAAUAAAGAAGCGGCAUUUGUAUUAUUUAUUUUGUCUCAGCAUAUUUCAUUGGUACAUUGUUAGAGAUUUGUCCUUUAAUAAUUGUCAUAAUUCACCAUUAAGUAUAAGUAAUAUACAAGUUUUUUUUUAUUAAAUUAUGCACACAUUAAUGCAUGAUUAAUAUACAUUAUCUUUUUAUAUUAUCUCGUAGAAAUAACCAUACACAUAGUUAUACAUAUUGUGAUAAAAGAUAUGGGUACAGAUGUAUAACAAUGUAUAAACAAGUGAACAACUUUGAACGGUGUUAGAAAUAACGCUAAAAUAUUAAUUAAUGAUAGAAAAACUUCGAAUACAGGUUAUAUAGGUAGUUAGAUAUGUAGCACAGUGCUUAGCUAAAAUAUUUUUUCAGGCGCACGCAUGAUUAUGUACAAUCAAUUUUAAUAUACAAUACAUAGUUAUACAUUAUUGUGGACUAACAGUGGGGGUUAUAUACGUUAUACAUGGUUAUCUAGGAAUCGCAAGCUAGAUCUGGAUCGUUAUUAUGACAAGGUUCAAAAAUACGAGACAAGAAUGAGAAUGUACUUGAUAGAUACGAAGCGAUUAAAGGACUUAAUAGAGAAUCCCUUGUACAAAGUGAGCAAUCUCGAAAUAGUCUACAAUCCAAGCGACCUUACCGUUCAAUAUGUACAACAACAAUUUCAGAACAUUUAUUAUAAACCAUUUAAACUCCAACGUCGCUCUGUAGGACAUCCCUUGUAGGUACCUACGUUUUAAAAGCUUCAUUCACAUUUAUGAAACUGGGAACAUUUUUCUCUAUACAUUUCAUAAAUUCUUUAAGUGAACCAACAAAGUUAAUAUAUAUACCCAUGAUUCGCAAGUCGAUUACAUUAUUUAAAAUAACGAAACUUGAAUGCAAGCAGUCUUUUAUCGGUUAAUUAUUAACAAUAGUCAAUCUUUUGGACAACAUUAUUCCGACCAUGAUAUCAGCUAUCUAAAGAAAACAAGAUUUACGGUACAUAAUAUAACAAUGAAGAAAGCAUCAUGAACUAUUUAAUAAGAACAACAUAUCAAAAAAAUAUUUUCCAUGAACUUCAAAUUACAGAGAUUAAUAUAAGAAUAACCAUUACUUAAUUUAAGGUACCUACUUAUCCGAUGAAUUCACACCAUAGUUUUAGUAGCACUGAACUAAAUUAAUAGUAAAUUUAUGGAAGUUAGGUAGCAAUCAUUUACAAGUCUUUUAUCAGAGAAAAUACAUGACGAAUACAGAUAUAUUAUAUUAAGUACUUACAAAAUGGAUCUGUAGAGUUCCUGAUGUCAAAUACUUCUAAUUAGUGAUCAAUGACGCAGUCAUAUUAUUAUACGAGAAUGAUAUAGAUGGUAUCACGUCUACUAUCACAGAAUAUCAUUAUGUCGAGAAUGAUUCGAGGGACCAGGUGUAAAAAUCCAAGGAGCUUACGUAAAUUUCUUAAAAUAUUAAUAUUUUGCAUAAUUAUAUUCGGCAUGAGACUUGGUUAUUGGCAAAUCUUUAUAGGCAACUCUAUUUAAAUUUACUCCAAGAUAUACAUUUAAAUAACUGUGAAUAAUAAGAUAUAUAAAUCAACUUCGAUAUAAUACUAUGGCUUUGAAGAUAUACAUGAUAUUAUUCAUUAAAAUUAAUUAACAUUUUGCAUCCUUUCAUUUUAUUAUUUGAUUAUAUGGAUGACUUUAUUAUUGCCAAUGUUCAUUUAUUACAACACGAGCAUAAUUGUACUUUCGCUUAUAAUAUAUAUCAUAGCUAUCAUCAUAUUAUUGCAGGUGUUAAUAAGAUGUUUCUUUUGAAAACAAUUUAUUGGGUCGAUCAGAAGGACGGUUACAACUGUAUAUGACGUUGUCAAUACCGAAAAGAAGGAUAUUACUGAAGUGUUCAGUUUUUUUUCUAUUAAAUGUUAUUGAUAUAAAAACUAUAUUUAAAACAAGGUUUAGUUGUAAGUUCACGUAUUGAACAUUUUUAAAUGUAACUCACAGCUAGCGAUUGAAAACGUAACGUAGAAAUUACAACAAGUCUAUACCACAAGGAUUGUGAAAUAGUUACUAUUAGAUAUAAUUAUUUUAUUUUCAUCAUUAUCCAUAUCUAUAUAAAUACGAAAUAAUUUUUGUUCCAAAUGCAAUAACGUUUUUAAACAAUCACUCAUAUUCUAACCUAACAGAUGGGAAAAUUCCGAAGAUAGAAAACUUCAGAUACACGACUAAUUUCAGGUGUUUAAACUCCAACCGUGGGUACUAUCAAGACAGCACUAAUACUUGAAUAUUCACUAGACUGUGCGUUUAUUGAAUUAAUUAUUUACAACAUUUCCUACGUUAAGUACAGUACUAAAUCGAUCGAAUCGAUGGAGAAACGCGCUCGAACGCGAUCGAUUCUGUAGAGUACCGGUGUGAGAACAACCGCAGCGGUGAUGCCGAGGGUCGCAGCGAUAGCGGUGGGUCCAAUCGCCCUCAGCCGCGACACUGCGGCGGCCGCGAGGACGCGGAGGCGGCCCGAAGCCCGCCCCGCCGCCAUUAUUUGCCGCCGAGGCCGAAUUUCAUGAAUAUGAGCUCCUUGCCUUUGCUGAGGAUGUCGCCUCCGGGCGCAGUCAUCUCGGAGAACUUCUGCAUGAGGUUGGGCUGGUUGGCGGGCGGCUGCUGGGCGGGCUGUAGGGGUUGUGCCGCGGGCGCGGGGACGACGGCAGGACCGGAGCGGCGCGCGGGCGACACGCUCACUGCGGCAGUGCCAGCGACGGUAGCAGUAGCGGCCGAGCUGCCGAGCGGGGUGCCCACGGCGGCUGUGCCGGGCGACUGCACCGUGGGCGAGCCCGCGUUACCAGCGUUCGUGCGCGCGAUCGUGCUCGCUGGCUGUGCGAUCGCCGCGCCUCUCGCCCUCGCC
Molecule: messenger RNA, 7424 nt
Organism: Chilo suppressalis (striped riceborer)
Lineage: Eukaryota; Metazoa; Arthropoda; Insecta; Lepidoptera; Crambidae
Source: the annotation of a GenBank genome assembly